AUGCUCUUCAACCGAUCGCUGCCUGCACCUGCCAGCCUGUCAGGCAUCACCACUCUGGACGGUUCUGGCUUAGAAUAUGUGGACAACUUCAAAUACCUAGGUGUCUGGCCACUGUCCUUGGUCAUCAUGUCUCAGUGUGUGCCCUCUAACCUAUGUGUGCUAAUGCUGCUGCUGACCCUGCUGCUGCUGUCACCAUUCAACUUCAGCUACGAGGGGCUCAGCACAGGACCUGGCUGCCAUCUAUACCCAUUUAACGUGACCAUCCGUAGUGACCGGCGUGGGACAUGUAAGGGAACCCAUGUUGUGUAUGCCUGUGUUGGAUACUGUGAGUCCAGUGCCUUUCCCUCACGCUACUCUGUCCUGGUGGCAUCUAACUUCACUCACAACAUCACCUCAGCGUCAAGAUGUUGUACCAUCAGCAAGGAUGCAAAGAUCAAAGUUCGUCUGGACUGCCCUCGUGCUCGUCAUCACAACGACAUUGAGAUCCUGACGGCGCGGGCCUGUCACUGCGACAUGUGUCGCAAGUCACACUACUGAGAUGCCACUGUCGCCGCGGGAACAUGCACAAGCUGUAUCAUGAGGACUGGGAUAAGAAGGAGUCCCAAGGAGAGCAAUCUGUCAAUCAAAUGUACUGUAUAUGAGAGAGAGAGAGGUUUGUGCAUGCCUAGAAUGGAAUGGUGGAGCAGGGAAAAAAGACUUGAGAAACACUUUUUAUAAUGUUGCUUUUUUAAAGAAUUGUUGGUUUAAACAUUGGUUUAAGACAGAAGAAGACCGUUUGUGACCCUGUAUGAGUUAACACCCUAUUUCCUUUGUAGUGCACUACUUUUGACCAGGGUUCAUAGCGCUCUGGUCAGAAGUACUGCACUUUAAUAGGGAAUAGGGUGCCAUUUGGGAUGCAUUCGUAGGCACUGGCAGCCAGUCAAACCGCUAUAGAUAAUACAAUAAUUAACUCUACAUAGAUCUGCUAUACAGCCCCUACCACAGAACUAGAAUGAGUAGAACUAGAAUCCAACUUUCAAAUCAAUGGGUGGACUGGCAGCCAAUUUGAGUGUUUACCAAUCAAGUUGCCAUGGUCAGAAGUUCCAAUUCUGUUCUAUUAAUUCUAUGGCCACUACACAGCCAGACAUUAAGAGACAAAAGAAUAUACAUUAAACUUAAUUUAUUUUAAUGAGCUUGAACAACUGAUGUUUUGUAAAUAAGUGACAAGAAAGAAUGUUGGAAGUGUUGAGGAAAUAAACAUUUAAAAGAUUACAACAUAUUUUUAAAGAAGUUUUCUGUGUGACAACACUACAGUGGUGUACAUACAGCAAUAUGAAACCCUCUUGG
Molecule: messenger RNA, 1326 nt
Organism: Oncorhynchus masou masou (cherry salmon)
Lineage: Eukaryota; Metazoa; Chordata; Actinopteri; Salmoniformes; Salmonidae
Product: glycoprotein hormone alpha-2-like
Exons: 4
Coding region: 1-537 (178 amino acids)
Biological process (GO): cell surface receptor signaling pathway
Cellular component (GO): extracellular region
Molecular function (GO): hormone activity; hormone receptor binding
Source: RefSeq, a predicted model, not a curated record